GGAACGUCACAAGAAAAAGUCGCGUGCGCGUCGCCGUCAGGAACUUGUAGUUUUUUUUUAUCUUGUCUUGUUGAUCUCAAAGCUUGGAAUUCGAAGAAACUAUCGUCAAAUCAAAUAUUUGAUUUAAACACGCAAUGUUGAAAUGAUAUGUGAUGAAACAAAUUGUUUUCAAUCAGUGCCUUAUUCGUUUAUUGUUUAAAGUGUGACCGUACUAAAAUAAACAGAUGAGAGAUUCGACCAUCGGUGUUCAUUUGUUUUCAUUAUGACGAAGCGCCGAAGAAUACUUCACGCUGACAAAAUAAUACAAAAUGUUAUUAAUGUCUUUUGUUUGUUAAUGUUUUUACAGUUAAAAGGCUAUUAUUCGGUAGCAAGUAACCCAAUACUUCUCUAUUCAACGGCAUCUGACAUUCGUAUAGUAAACACUUCAAAACUCGGCAAAGUGAACACAAUAGUGAAAGAUCUUGAACAUGGCUCCGCUGUGGACUUCCACUACAGGAAGGAACUUGUGUGCUGGUCUGAUCAAAAUGCUGAGUUGAUACAAUGUAUGAAGUACAAUGAGACGUACAUAGGAGAAAAGAUAAGGAUAGUCUCGCAAGGAUCCCUCACGCCCACAGGCAUUGCGAUAGACUGGUACACAAACAAACUAUACUGGACAGAUGGAGACACUAAUAGGAUAGAAGUUAUUUGUAUAGAACAAAAGUAUAGAAAGGUUUUAUUCUGGUCCGAGGUUGACUUGGCCAGAGCCAUAGCCGUUGUUCCUAAAGAUGGGUUGAUGUUUUGGACGGACUGGGGUGAAAUACCUAAAAUAGAAAGAGCCGGCAUGAACGGCGACCCGGCCACGCGCAAAGUUAUAGUUAAAGAGAAUAUAUUUUGGCCAAACGGAAUUACGAUAGAUUACGACAAUAAUUUGAUUUAUUGGAUGGACGCGAAGCUUCAGUUUGUUGAUGUUAUUGAUUUUAAUGGUGAUAAAAGGAAAAGGAUUGUUAACGGAGGUCUUGUGUAUCCGUAUGCGCUGACGUUUUUCAAUUAUAAACUUUAUUGGACUGAUUGGAAAACUUGGUCGAUCCACACAUGGGAUAUAUCGACUAACGGGCCUUCAAUAAAAGAACUUAUAAAGUCGCACGAAGUACCUGUGGACAUUAAGGUGUACGACGCGACCAGGCAGCCGAUGCCUAGCGGAGACUAUCCGUGUAAAGAUAACAAUGGUGGAUGUUCACAUCUGUGUCUCCUGUCACCUACACCGCCAGGCUACAUAUGCGCAUGUCCCACCGGCUCCAAGCUGAAAGAAGACAGCAACACAACAUGUUACGACAGCCCUCAGUCCCUACUGAUCAUAGCCCAGCGGUCGGCGAUUUCCAAAAUAUCGCUCGACUCACCAGACUUCACGCCAUAUACCCUGCCAUUAAAGGAUCUGAAGAGAGCUCUCACUGUGGACUUUGAUCCUAAAUCGGAGUACAUUUACUGGGCUGACAACUUGGCUAAAACGAUAUCGAAGGCGCGUCUGGACGGCAGCGAGCAGUCCGUGGUGAUUCACAGCAGCGGCGUGCCCGACAGCAUCGCCAUCGAUCCCCUCGCGCGCAACAUCUACUGGACCGACCCCGUCACCGACACCAUCAAUGUGGCCAGGCUCGAUGGCACUUCGAAGAAGGUUAUCGUCCACAACGAUCUAUACGAUCCCCGCGCGAUCGCACUGCAUCCCACUGGCGGUUGGAUGUUCUGGUCGGAUUGGAACGAGAAGAAGCCCAAAAUAGAACGAGCUAACCUGGACGGCAGUGGACGUGUGCUGCUGAUAUCCGAGAAACUAACGUGGCCCAACGGCAUCGCGCUGGAUACCGUCGCUAACAAAUUAUACUGGUGUGAUGCAAGAACUAGGAAGAUCGAGGUAUGUAAUAUGGAUGGUACAGACAGAAAAGAAUUGCACAGUACUGAAUUACUGCAUAUUUUCGGAUUGACUUUGCUCGGAGACUAUCUCUACUGGACAGACAUGCAGAAGCGAACACUGGACAGAAUUAACAAGAAUACAGGUUUGGACAGACAGCCAGUGGUGGAGCAGAUGGCGAGCAUGAUGGGCGUGAAGGCGAUCCGCCUCGGCGAGGCGCUCGGCUCCAACCGCUGCGCGCUCCACAACGGCGGCUGCUCGCAUCUCUGCUUCAACAGGCCCGGGGACUACGUGUGCAGCUGUCCGCUGGUUUUGGAACUCGGCAGUGAUCGCAAGACUUGCGUGGAGCCCGAAGCGUUUCUGGUGUACAGUCGCAAGAACGUAAUUGGCAGGAUCAGCAUAGAGAAUGAAAACAACGACGCAGUGUUGCCGAUAAAGGAACUGAAGGAAGUCAGCGCUCUUGCCGUGCACGUGUCUGGAGCUAAGUUAUACUGGUCGGACAGCAAAAUGAAAACAAUCAGUCGAUGUUCUAUAGACGGAACUAAUGUAGAGAAGAUAUUAGAGUGGAUGGGAUUAGUUGAAGGUCUCGCAAUCGACUGGGCGGGGCAGAACAUCUACUGGACGGACACGGCUACGCAGCGCAUCGAGGUGGCGCGGCUCGACGGCUCCAGCAGGAGAGCGCUCAUCUGGCAAGGGCUGAAGAAACCGAAGAGUAUUGUGCUCGACCCUAAGAAAGGAUACAUGUAUUGGUCAGAACUCGGUUCGAAGAGUAUCAAACGCGCCGCCAUGGAUGGGUCGUCGCCCACCGUGUUUAUGGAGCAAGUAGGCAGGGUCCACGCCCUCGCCAUAGACUACGAGAAGCGUGCCAUCUACUGGGCGGCACUGGACCCGCCCGUCAUAGAGUUCGCGUACCUCAACGGCACUGGCAGGAGGACGUUAGCUGACGACAUACCGAUGCCGUUUGCACUCACACUGUAUAAUGAUUCGGUGUUUUGGGGCGAUUGGAAUACGGGUAUAGUAGAGAGCGCCAAGAAACGCGACGGGUCCCAGCGCCGGGCGGUGCACGCCGGGCUGGACUACCUGUCCGACCUCAAGGUGUUCGGCGGCGCGGGCGCGGCGGGCGGCAACCAGUGCGGCGCCGACAACGGCGGCUGUGCGCACCUGUGCCUCGCCGCGCCCGCCGACUACCGCUGCGCCUGUCCCGCGCACUACCGCCUCGCCAGGGACAACGUCUCCUGCACCGAACCAGAAGAAUUUCUGUUAUUCGCCCAAAAGAACGCAGUUGGUCGAAUAUUGGUGGCCAAUGGGGAGAGCAAUGACGCGUUCAUACCUUUAACCGGCUUGAAAAACGUCAAAGCCAUCGAAUACGACCCUGUCAAUAAGUUCUUAUACUGGAUGGACGACGACUCGCACGCGAUACGACGCGUUCCCAUAUCGUACUCGACGACAUCAGCUGUGACGGACUCGUCGCCGGUGGUGACGGGGCUCUCGCGCCCCUUCCAUAUGGCGCUGGACGUAUUGGGAAGGACCCUCUACUGGACAUGUUCCGAUACAGACUCGAUAAACGCGACCACUAUCGAUACCAACUCGUCUGUCAGCGUCAUUGUUAGAGGAGAUAACAUGAUGCCACGACACCUCGCUUUUCAUCAGACCAAGAGACUGUUGGUGUGGAACGACGUAGGCCGUGGCGCCAUAACGCGCGCGAGCGUGGACGGCACCGCGCGUGUGGACCUCGCGCACGUGGCCAACGCUACCGCGCUCGCCAUCGACCAGCCUGCCGCCACCGUGUAUUGGGCCGCCGGCAGACAGAUACACGCCAUCGACCUCGACGGAUCCAACAAGCGGCUGGUGUGGCAGGGCGGCUGGGCGGGCGCGCUGGGCGUGCACGGCGGCGCGCUGUACCUGGGCGGCGGCGAGCGCGCGCUGGCCCGCGUGCCGCUGCACCGCCGCGACGCGCCCGCCGCCUCCGUGCCGCACCUCGCCCGGCUCGUCGCGCUGCGGCAACUCACCAAGACCGCGCGCACGCACGCGUGCUGGCUGGGCGGAGCGCUGCGGCAGCGGCGCGGGCGCGUGCGGCGCGGGGGCGCGUGCGGGUGCGCGCCGCACUGCCAGGCGGCGCCGCGCUGCGCCGCGGACCACUUCCUCUGCGACGCGCAUCUGCCGCGCCCGCGCUGUCUGCUCAACGACUGGAAAUGCGACGGUCAGAAGGACUGCGCGGACGGGUCGGACGAGGCGGAGUGCGGCGCGUGCGGCGGCGGGCUCGUGCGCUGCGCGGACGGCGCAUGCGCCAACGCGCUGCACGCUUGUGACGCCGGCGUCUACUGCGCCUCCGCGCAGCUGCCCGACGCCUUCCGAUGUGACGACCGUCUAUGUCUGGCGGCACGUCUGCUGUGCGACGGCCGGCAGCACUGUGACGACGGCUCUGACGAAGCGCCCGCAGCCUGCGGGUACACGCACAAGGAUCAGAGCGGUCGCGGCGGUCGCGGCUGGAGCGCGUUCGUGGUGUGCGGGCUGGUGGCGGUGGGGCUCGGCGCGGCGGGCGGCGCGGGCGCGGCGCUGCGGCGCUGGCGGCGGCGCGUUUUGGAACUCGGCAGUGAUCGCAAGACUUGCGUGGAGCCCGAAGCGUUUCUGGUGUACAGUCGCAAGAACGUAAUUGGCAGGAUCAGCAUAGAGAAUGAAAACAACGACGCAGUGUUGCCGAUAAAGGAACUGAAGGAAGUCAGCGCUCUAGCCGUGCAUGUGUCUGGAGCUAAAUUGUACUGGUCAGACAGCAAAAUGAAAACAAUCAGUCGAUGUUCUAUAGACGGAACUAAUGUGGAGAAGAUAUUAGAGUGGAUGGGAUUAGUUGAAGGUCUCGCAAUCGACUGGGCGGGGCAGAACAUCUACUGGACGGACACGGCGACGCAGCGCAUCGAGGUGGCGCGGCUCGACGGCUCCAGCAGGAGCGCUCAUCUGGCAAGGGCUGAAGAAACCGAAGAAUACAUGUACUGGUCAGAACUCGGUUCGAAGAGUAUUAAACGCGCCGCCAUGGACGGGUCAUCGCCUACCGUGUUUAUGGAGCAAGUAGGCAGGGUCCACGCCCUCGCCAUAGACUACGAGAAGCGUGCCAUCUACUGGGCGGCACUGGACCCGCCCGUCAUAGAGUUCGCGUACCUCAACGGCACUGGCAGGAGGACGUUAGCGGACGACAUACCGAUGCCGUUUGCACUCACACUGUAUAAUGAUUCGGUGUUUUGGGGCGAUUGGAAUACGGGUAUAGUAGAGAGCGCCAAGAAACGCGACGGGUCCCAGCGCCGGGCGGUGCACGCCGGGCUGGACUACCUGUCCGACCUCAAGGUGUUCGGCGGCGCGGGCGCGGGCGCGGCGGGCGGCAACCAGUGCGGCGCCGACAACGGCGGCUGUGCGCACCUGUGCCUCGCCGCGCCCGCCGACUACCGCUGCGCCUGUCCCGCGCACUACCGCCUCGCCAGGGACAACGUCUCCUGCACCGAACGCAGUUGGUCGGAUAUUGGUGGCCAAUGGGAGAGCAAUGACGCGUUCAUACCUUUGACCGGCUUGAAGAACGUCAAAGCCAUCGAAUACGACCCUGUCAAUAAGUUCUUAUACUGGAUGGACGACGACUCGCACGCGAUACGACGCGUUCCCAUAUCGUACUCGACGACAUCAGCUGUGACCGACUCGUCGCCGGUGGUGACGGGGCUCUCGCGCCCCUUCCAUAUGGCGCUGGACGUAUUGGGAAGGACCCUCUACUGGACAUGUUCCGAUACAGACUCGAUAAACGCGACCACUAUCGAUACCAACUCGUCUGUCAGCGUCAUUGUUAGAGGAGAUAACAUGAUGCCACGACACCUCGCUUUUCAUCAGACCAAGAGACUGUUGGUGUGGAACGACGUAGGCCGUGGCGCCAUAACACGCGCGAGUGUAGACGGCACCGCGCGUGUGGACCUCGCGCACGUGGCCAACGCCACCGCGCUCGCCAUCGACCAGCCCGCCGCCACCGUGUAUUGGGCCGCCGGCAGACAGAUACACGCCAUCGACCUCGACGGAUCCAACAAGCGGCUGGUGUGGCAGGGCGGCUGGGCGGGCGCGCUGGGCGUGCACGGCGGCGCGCUGUACCUGGGCGGCGGCGAGCGCGCGCUGGCCCGCGUGCCGCUGCACCGCCGCGACGCGCCCGCCGCCUCCGUGCCGCACCUCGCCCGGCUCGUCGCGCUGCGGCAACUCACCAAGACCGCGCGCACGCACGCGUGCUGGCUGGGCGGGCGCUGCGGCGGCGGCGCGGGCGCGUGCGGCGCGGGGGGCGCGUGCGGGUGCGCGCCACACUACCAGGCAACGCCGCGCUGCGCCGCGGACCACUUCCUCUGCGACGCGCAUCUGCCGCGCCCGCGCUGUCUGCUCACCGCCUGGAAAUGCGACGGUCAGAAGGACUGCGCGGACGGGUCGGACGAGGCGGAGUGCGGCGCGUGCGGCGGCAGGCUCGAUGCGCUGCGCGGACGGCGCAUGCGCCAACGCGCUGCACGCUUAUGUGACGACCGUCUAUGUCUGGCGGCACGUCUGCUGUGCGACGGCCGGCAGCACUGUGACGACGGCUCUGACGAAGCGCCCGCAGCCUGCGGGUACACGCACAAGGAUCAGAGCAGUCGCGGCAGUCGCGGCUGGAGCGCGUUCGUGGUGUGCGGGCUGGUGGCGGUGGGGCUCGGCGCGGCGGGCGGCGCGGAUCAUCGUCGAGUCCGGUGUCGCGCUACCCGCGGCCCACGGCGAACCCUCGCCGAGCCGGCGACGGCGAGCGGCGGCGGGAACACGCCGCGGCGGCGCCCCUACCGCCACUACCGCGCCAUGAACCGGCCGCCGCCGCCCACGCCGGCAUCCACGGACGCGUGCGAGUCGGAGCCCGAGCCGCCGGCGCGUGCGCCGCCGCCCUCGCCCGCGCCCGCGCUCUACUGACACACAUGUGCACAGCUAAUACUAUGUCGUUAUCAAAAGGUAUUAUUAACAUGCGCAGUUUUUUUUAUAUCGCUAUUUGUUAAUUUUUAUUUGUCUAAAAAAUUCUAUCGGAAACAUAAUUUCAUAUUGCUUGAUAUAACACCAUUUUGUAAUCACUUUCUGAUACAUUAUUAGGUUGUUCAUAAAGCUUUGUGGUUAGCGCAUUAUAAAAACCAUGUAUUCCUUUUAAGCUUGUUUCGAACAGACUUUAAAUACGGCGUUGAAAAUUCCUAAUGUGUACUCGCAUUAUAAGUUAUUACAGAGAGUAAAUAUUUAGUUAGGUCAUGAUACACAAAGCAUUGUGGUAGCUUUAUUUAACAUAAUUCGACGGUUAUAAAGUUAAGUGACUUGAGCUCUUUUUUGGACAUUAAGUUUAUACAUGUUUGAAAUUAGCACAUUAUUCUGCGUUUUUUAAAUAUAGUUUCAGUCAAGUAACUUUAAAAUCAUCGAUAUUAUGGUUCGUUAUUUAUCGUGUACCGUCGGAUAAAAAAACUCAAGAAGUGUCAUUUUUUCUUAAUCGGCUUUGGCAGCUUUAAUUUACAUUUAUUUAUGUUUCAAGUCUUUUAUGUAGCAUCGGAUUAUAAAACUAAAAAUGUCUCAAAGGGUUUAUGAGCAAAUGAGACAGCUUUAAAUUCUUUCCAGUACUAUCGAAUUCUAAAAGUUAAAAAUUCCAAAAGAAGUUAGUAAAUUGACAUUUUUCAAAAUAAUUCUCAUAAAGUUAUAAAACUUAAAGAAGCCUCAAAAAGCUUUUGCACAAAUCGAAUUUGCAAGCUUAUUUUUACCAUCAUAUUACUUAGCGUCACUGCACGCUAGCGGGCGUAGCUCCGGCAAUGAAUCAUGUGAAAGCCACAACAACAUACACUCCACACCGGCAUUCUCGAAUUUCAUUUUAUAGAAUAUUCGAUAACUUUCAAUCGGAACACGUGCAUCGCUAAAACAGUCGACUUUAUUUACGAGCUUUUAUUAAUCUGUUUGGAAAUUUUGUAUUGAUAAUAUUAUCAGUUCUGAAUGUAUCCAUUGCAGUUCGCUUGACGUAUUUGUCUAAAUAUUCGUGCCUUGCGGCAAUGUAAUAUAGACUGCGUAGAUGGAGAACUAAGUCGAUAUUGGCCUAAUUAUUCAAAUACGCCAAGUUGAAUACGAGCGUGAUAUUACGGCUUGGUUGCCGUAUAACAUUCGAUCAAGUUAUAGAGAAGGUAUCAGUAGGGAAGGGUCCAUAUUACCCGAUUCCUGCCGGUUUCCGUUUGUGUAGGAUUAUGUGGAAUAUAUCAUUAGAUAAUUAUCAUUAGAACGAUUUGCAGACUGCAUUCAUGCAUAUGAGUAAGUCUAUGCUGUGUUGGGUUCCCUUUCGAAAAACUUCACCCUUCGCCACUGGAAGGUAUUAGAACUAUUUGAUAGUCUAUAACUAAUUGCCAUUAUGACGUUAUUAGUAAAUCUACUUAAUCAUUAUCUACAUGAAUCCUGCAGAUAAGAAACAGCUUAGUCUGAGGGCAAAGUUGAACCAAAGUAACGGAUCGCGGGGCGUUAAGAGUAUCCAAACAUACCCAGUAGAAAUACUGUGAAAAAUGCCACAUCAAAAUUAUAUACGAUAUACAUGCUGGAUUAUGUGUAGUGACGCCCGCCACACGUCCCACACGGCCAACUUUGUUGCCUGGACUCAUUUCACUAUGGUGCUAUGUAACUGUUUGUGCCUCGAUAAUUUUAAGGAAAAAUCUAUAUAUUGACUGUACAGAGUGUAGUUUAAGCUAGUGUUAAUUGUAAAUAAUAUUUAUGUAAAAAAUAUGUUUAUAAAAUUAAUAGCGUAGUAACAAUUGUAAGGGAUGGCGCAUGUAAAAGUAUGAUUCCUAAAAUUAAUGCAAUCGGUCGAGCAAUAACACCAUUGGCUAAGAACUGCGCGCGGCCUUACCGAUAUCAUUUAAGGUUGAAACACCUAACAUAAAGGCCAAAUUUGCAGUCAGUUUAAAGUUAUUAAAAAUAAUAUCGACGGUUGAAAGGCUAAUUGUUUUAGGCCACAUUUCUAAGCGACACUAAGUUUCAUACAUAUUUAAAAUCAGCAAUUUUUUCUAUUUUUUUAAUCUAGUUUUUUUUUUUCGAAAUAAAAUGUCGCUUACAUCAAUUACCUUUCCAACCGCCAAUAAAAACAAAUAUAAAAAACUUCAAAAUGUUUUCCAAUGUUAAUAGAUUGCAUAUACAACUACGUGGAUUGUCUGUUUGUCAAGUUUCGAUUGCAAAAUAAUAUACUUAAAACUGUUCGUAUGUUACUGGUCUAUAAUAGAUACAACAUGACAGGUUUGUUUAUGUUUCGUAUAAUCUGUUACUUUCAAAGUAUAUAAAUAAACGGAAAUCAACAAAUCUUUGUUACAAAUUUAAAAUAUGUGUAAUGUGGGUGCAUAACGUAAAGGAGGCAUCUGAUUUUUGCCACUAGAGCGGCGACACGAUGUUGUAGAUAAAUUGCACACUUCACUUAUUUGUUAAUCUGUGGCCGCCUAUAUUUGGAAUAUAAACAUAACAUUGACCCGAAAUCUGUUGUAUCGGUUUAUGAGGCGCAUGCAAAGAUGCCUGCGCAAUCGUUAACACUAAAAUUAUGUAUGAGAAUGACAUAUACGAUAGACUUAUCGAUAGGAUAUGUCUAUACAUUGUUUCUGUUUUCUAUUAGCGUUAACGAUUGUACAGUCAUCUUAGCUACACCCUCUGGUGAGCUUAAAAUGACUUUAAUGAAAGAAUCGUCCCCUUUACUGAAGUUCACGAGGAAUUGUUAGAGUAAAUAAUUGUUUUGUGUUAGAUGUAAUGACAAAUCGAUCAUAAUUAGCGGAUGAAUUAUAAGCGUUCCCAUCGAGAACAUUUGAGGGGAAGUUCUACCUGGAACGCGCUGUUAUCCUGACUAGCAUAAAAAUAUAUUCUUUAGAUAUUGUCAAUAUAUUUUAAAAGUUAUUACUUUAUGUACAGUUGGCAUUUACUUUAUUAAAAUAUUUUAAGUGUACAUACAAAUUAGUCAAUAAUUUAAUUCAAGUGUAAAUCUUAAUCAAACAUCAACACUGUAAAAAGUAAUAAAUCGUCAGACUGUGAGCAAUUUUAAUAAAAUUUUGUACCUGUUAAA
Messenger RNA from Manduca sexta (tobacco hornworm), 9953 nucleotides. RefSeq names its product low-density lipoprotein receptor-related protein 6. The transcript is spliced from 37 exons. Gene Ontology annotation, molecular function: calcium ion binding; protein binding. The record is from RefSeq and is a predicted model, not a curated record. The coding region runs from base 263 to 6820 and encodes 2185 amino acids. Lineage: Eukaryota; Metazoa; Arthropoda; Insecta; Lepidoptera; Sphingidae.